Messenger RNA from Polistes dominula (European paper wasp), 1083 nucleotides. RefSeq lists its product as uncharacterized. NCBI's taxonomy places the organism in Eukaryota, Metazoa, Arthropoda, Insecta, Hymenoptera, Vespidae. The record is from RefSeq and is a predicted model, not a curated record.
UUUGAGAGAAUACAUAUCACUGAUUCUAAUCUGGACAGAGAAUUAAGUGAUACAUCUACUGCAAAUAAAAUAACUUUGCCAAGUUUAGAAGAACCUGAUGUAUCGGGGCAUGAAUUAGAAACAGAAAUUUCAUUUUCUGAUCGUGAUGACAUAAUCAUAGCAAAUAAAGAACAUCAUGCAGCUUAUAUAAAAACAAUGUUGCCAGAAAUAACUAUGCAAGAAUUUAUACCAAGGGAGAGUACAUUUUUAACACCUCGAAAAAGACAGUCUACUGAAGAAACACAUAUAGAAACACCAAUCAAAAGAAAAUAUUUAAGAUUUGAAGAUAUAACAGUUCCAAGUAAUGCUGAAAUAGCAAUGAUACCAGAAACUGAAGAAAUUCCAGUUCCUACCGCAGACUACUCCAUCGAAUCAUCGCCAAAUUUGGAAUCAAUUAAUGUAGAUUUACAACAGGUUAAAAGAAAAUUUAAGAAAAAAAGAAUGUUCGCUGACAAAAUUACAAAACUCAGUCACAAAGUAAUACGAAAGUGUAUCAAUAAUGUCAAUGCUCAUACGGUUUCAUUGAAAGUUAUCGAUGUAAAUAUAACAACAUCAGAAAUUCUUUUCCAAGAAGCACCAGCAAGGUUUAUUUCCACUCGCAAAAACAAAUGGAACAGUCCUUUAAAUAAACUUUUUAACAUGGAUAUUAUUCUAUCGUCUACUGAAAAAGAAUUGCAUAUGGAAUCUGAACACUCUUUAGAAAAAUCUACUGAAUUUCUACGUUUAAUGGAUAAAAGUAAUAAAACCGAAGAACUUCCCUCUGAUUUGUCAUCUGCAAUUGGAAGAUCCAUUGAAAUAAGCAAAAAUAUAAGUUCAGAGAAAAGCAUUGCCAUUAGUAUAAAUGAGCUUCCAAAAGUAAUUAAAUUUCAUGAUGCAAUAGAAUUAAGUAACUCUGAACCAGAAAAAUUUCAAUCUCCAGAAAUCACAGAAAAGUUAUUUAUACCAGAUGCAAGAUUUAUCAUCAUUUCCAUCUUGUUACUUAACGAGACAAGAAUUAUUAGCAUUAUUGGAAAUAAUUUGGCAGAACAAUGAACUUGCAACAUU